Molecule: messenger RNA, 2825 nt
Organism: Mytilus californianus (California mussel)
Lineage: Eukaryota; Metazoa; Mollusca; Bivalvia; Mytilida; Mytilidae
Exons: 2
Coding region: 79-1620 (513 amino acids)
Biological process (GO): DNA integration
Molecular function (GO): nucleic acid binding
Source: RefSeq, a predicted model, not a curated record
AGAUGUCCAAGAUGUAUAUGGCGUAAGACUCCAACCAACGACAGAGCUCCAUUGACCAGUAUCAGAACUACUCAACCCAUGGAGAUAGUCUGUAUGGACUUUCUGAAGUUAGAAGUUUCCAAGGGCGGAUACCAGUACGUAUUGGUGAUUACAGAUCAUUUUACCCGAUACGCACAGGCCAUUCCAACGAAAAACAUGACAGCCCGAACCACUGCUGAAGCUUUCUUCAAGAACUACGUGGUACAUUAUGGACUUCCAGAAAGAAUACACAGCGACCAAGGUGCUAACUUUGAGAGCCGUCUAGUCAAAGAGUUAUGUGAUAUUACCGGCAUCAAGAAGUCACGGACAACGCCAUAUCACCCACAAGGCAACGGACAAUGCGAAAGAUUCAACAGGACACUCAUCAACAUGCUUGGAACUCUUGAGAAAGAUAAGAAAACAGACUGGAAGUCUUACAUUGGUCCUAUUGUCCAUGCCUACAACUCGACCAAGCAUGACACUACAGGCUUCACACCGUUCCAGCUGAUGUUUGGUCGACAGCCGAAGCUACCAGUAGAUUUAGCUUUUGGGAUUGACAGUGAUAGAGAACCGAAAAUUAUGACGAAGUAUGUUGAAGAUCUGAGACAGAAAUUAAAGAAAUCUUACCAACUUGCAUCAUCAGCUGCAGAAAAAUCACAGGGUAAACAGAAGCAAGCUUAUGACAUCAGAGUUAAAGGAGCCAUUUUACAUAAAGAUGAUCGAGUACUUGUGAAGAUUCUUGCCUUCGAUGGAACCCACAAGUUACAGGAUAAAUGGGAAGAAGAUCCAUAUGUAAUCCUCGAUCAGCCCAAUACAGAACUACCUGUCUAUGUAGUUAGGAAAGAGAAUGGUCAUGGAAGAAAACGAACGCUUCAUAGGAACCAUCUACUACCCAUUGGAAGCAUCAACGAGGAACUUGUGGAAGAGAACACAACUCACCAAAUGCCAGUUCCUUUGCCAAGAAGAAGUAAAAGAAAACCAGCAUCACCAAAGAAGAAAACUGCUCCAGUAGAAGUUUCAACAGACUCCAACACAGAGAGUGAGGAUGAAUCAAUGGUGUAUGUCGUGGUUGAAGAGCCUCCGCAAGAUGUUCAACAAGAUAUUCAGCCGGAUGGCGUUAUCCAAGCAGAUGAUGAAACAGCAUCGGUUGAGGAGGAGGCUACUGUUCCUGGUAACGCUGAUGACGAUCAGGACCGCACCGAGGAGCAAUCUGAAUUAGAGGAGGACGCUUCUUUGCCUGAGGAAUCAGGAGGUUCAGAGCACGAAACAUCACUAGAAGAUCAAGUACAUGAUUUGGCAACAGAUGCUUUACAUGAUGUAACAGAUGAUGAUAGCACGGAAUAUGAGAACAUUGAUGAUGAAGAAGAAAAAGAUGAUGACACACCAGAACCACAACAAAGACGAUCUACCAGAACCAAGACAUCAACAGCUACAACCAAGUACAAGGAUUUUGUUGUACCACCAGUCUCCAAGAGUGCACAACCGGAAUGGAUGGUUCGUGCUGACUACCUUAGGACUGCAGCAUCCUCUGGAAUGUUUAUCAACAUGGCUGAUGACGUUUCCAGAGCGAUGUUGAAGCUGAUCACCAAGACAGACGAUUAGAUGAUAUAUUGUAUUUCAGUUUUGUCCAGUAUUAGACGAGGACGUCUUUUCCUCACACAGGGGGAAGAUCAUUGUUGUAUAUUUUUGUUUAUUGUCACCAUGAUUUCAGUUAUGUCUUGGAAGACAUUCUCGCAGCAGGGGGAGAAUGUGACAGAGUAUAUUUUUACAUAUUUCAUUUAUUAGUAUUUUACAUUUUAUUACAUGCCAGAUAUUAUACUUUAUUCAUUCACUCUGAUCAUUUGAUCUUUUGAUUUAUAGUUUAUUAUCUCUUUACACUAUAAAUUGUAUGAAAGUUCUAGUCAGUCAUACUUCAUUGAGCAAAAUUUUAAUUGUAUCUACCCGUCCAACUCAUUAGUAAAUUAAUUGUCACACCUUGUUUAUCUUUAUGGUCAGUUCUUAUUGGUCAUUCUGGACACACCUCAGAUUUUGGAAAAGAAGUAAUGGUGGUUAAUUCUUGAAAAUUGGAGACAUACAUAUUUAAUAUUUACUUCUUAUUUAAACCAUAUAUAGUGAUGAAACUUAUAUAGAGACAUUCUAUUUAGUGCUCGUUAGUACUCACUGAAGUUUCCAUACUUUGGAAUCACUGUAGUUAUUGGAAAUUACAUUCUUUAUAUCUGGACACAUAGAUUAUGAUGUUCCUGUAACAUACUGGUUGUACUGUAGAUGUUAGAUAUAUAACCUGGUUCCACAGAUUGGUAAGGGUCAUAUUAUAUUGUACCUAUAUGUCAGUUAACUUGAGUUCGAUAAUAGAUAUUAAACAUUACAGUAGUGCAUACGAACUUAAUAGCUAGAAUACUAUAGUGAACAGUUAAUAACCUUCGUAUGGUAAAGGUUUUAUGAAUGACACUCGUUUAUGAAGUACGAUACAUUCGACUUGUUUAUAAUACGCUUGGUUGAUUAUAAUGAUAUGCUAUUUGAUACGACUUAUCAGAUACAUGUAUUUGUAUUUAGAAAUAUAAUUGCAAGUUUGUUGCAUAUUAUGAAUGUCACUGCAUUCUUGAUACUCAGUAUAGUUUAUUGUAUAUGGAAUAGAAUAUUUCAUACGAUCUUGUAACAUUGUUAAUUACACCAGUAUACUAUUUGUAUGAUUCUAGUAUAAGAAUUUAAUAAGACUGUGAUAUUGAUAAAUGUGAUAAUUAUAUGCUAUUGUUAUUGCAGGGUUAUUUUCCCUAUGUUUACUUGUAUAAUAAAGUGAUGUCAAAGAA